Messenger RNA from Colletotrichum truncatum, 1878 nucleotides. RefSeq lists its product as uncharacterized. Gene Ontology annotation, biological process: dephosphorylation. The record is from RefSeq and is a predicted model, not a curated record. Gene Ontology annotation, molecular function: phosphatase activity. NCBI's taxonomy places the organism in Eukaryota, Fungi, Ascomycota, Sordariomycetes, Glomerellales, Glomerellaceae.
AUGGCUUCCUCAACUUUUUUCCCGAGAAGGCCGUUAGCCUCACCGGCCGCCUGGAUCAAGUCACUCGUUCUGAUCGCUAGCUUCGUCAUCUUUGUCGAGUUCUCGUUCUCUCAGAUCAUGGGUCCCAAGUCUGGUUCGUCAAUGCUGGCCGCGCUGGCCAUCCUCGGCAGCGGUUCCGAUAGAGUCGUCAACGCAGUCGGCGCCGGCGGUGUUGACCUGAGUUGGCACGCCCCUUCGCAGACAGAGGUCAACAACCUUGCCGCCGUGAUCAACGGUAAGGGCGUCUGGGGCUUCAUCUACAACACCUCAGAAACGCCGGACGAGAAGUAUGGACAGUACAACUGGUGCAACAUGCCUCAUGUCCGCAAGACGGAGUAUAAGAAAGCGUCGGAUGAGUAUGAGCUCAAGUACGUGGAAUUGGUCCACCGCCACCAUAAGCGCACGCCGUACGCCUCCAAUGCAUUCCCAGUUGAAUCAUACCAGUGGAACUGUGAUGAGCAGGGCCUCUUUUACUACGGCGAGCCCUUCGCCAGCCGUAACAAGCCGGCCAAGACCUACUGGAAGGUCUACAUCUCCCCCGUCAAUCCCUUUGUGCCGGCUGGCUGGAUUGGAACUUGCCAGUUCCCGCAAAUCACCGCCCAGGGCCUUGAUGACUCCUGGGUCCACGGCGCGGACCUGUUUGGCGUCUACCACGACCUCCUUGGCUUUCUUCCUUCCAAGGAAACUGUCAACUCGGCCGAGUGGCUGCAAAAGGUCAAAUACCGCGUCACGAACAACCAAAUCACGAGCCAGGUCGCGGGCAUGCUGGUUAACGGCAUGUGGUCCACGCCAGACUCCACUGGUCUUAACAUCCAGGCUGCGGGCGUUGAUUCCCUGGAACCGCAGUACUCCUGCCCGGCGGGCUCCGCGCUCUUCAACAGGAUCAAGUCAUCGGCCAACGCGCCCUGGGCACAGCACCUCGCGGCCGCGAGACCUUUGUACGCCACCCUGGAUGACAUCUCCGGCGUUCCCACCGACGACUCCGGAUUCCACGUGAGCCUGGACCACUACUACGACAACCUCUCCGCGAGGCAGUGCCACGACAAGCCCCUCCCCUGCAAGCUCGUCAACGGCGCCAACAGCACCACCUGCGUGACGCAGGAUCUCGCGGACGCCGUGUACCGCCUGGGCAACUGGGAGUACUCGCAGAUUUACCGCGAUGCGCCCGACUCCCUUGCCGCCAGCGUCGCGACCUGGGGUGUGUGGGUGGCCGAGCUCGCCACGCAUCUGCGUGCCGUCAUCAAGGGCGAAAGUGAGACCAUCUACUUCCACAACGUCGCGCACGACGGCUCCGUUUCGAGACUGCUGUCGAUCCUGCAGCUUGACCACAUGGUCUGGCCCGGCAUGGGCUCCGAGGUGGUGUUUGAGCUGUACAAGAAGAAGGAGACGAGCGAACAGCCGCCCGCGCCGACGCCGACUAUUGUUGCGCCGGGAUGCAGCCGGAAUAACUGCCUGCGCCAGCUGAUUCGCGAGAGUGCGUCCGCAUCGGCGUUCUGCCCGAGUCUCACCGCCACUGCGUCGUGGACCGAUCCCCUGCCUACGUGGGCGGCGAACUGCAACGGUGAUGUCGCUGCUGUGUCGUCUGCGUGCUCCUGCAUCUACUCCCCUGCCACCACCACUGCGGCUGCGGCUGCAACGGCCACGGCCACGGCUGCGCCGGGCGCGGGAGCCGGGGAGAGCGGGUGGUACAUUCGUGUCCUCUGGAGCGGACAGGUAUUCAAGUCGUCCAACCCGUCGCUUGGUCUCAUGGACAUGAUUCCAGUUGAGACUUUGCUGGCGUACUUUGACGGCCUUGUAGGGGAGAACGCUAGCCUGGUCAAGGGCAAGUGCAGCGCCUGA